Molecule: messenger RNA, 900 nt
Organism: Penicillium cataractarum
Lineage: Eukaryota; Fungi; Ascomycota; Eurotiomycetes; Eurotiales; Aspergillaceae
Product: class II aldolase/adducin N-terminal
Exons: 5
Coding region: 1-900 (299 amino acids)
Cellular component (GO): cytoskeleton
Molecular function (GO): actin filament binding
Source: RefSeq, a predicted model, not a curated record
AUGUCUACAACGACAACUACAUCUACCCACCAAACAGUGAUAGGGGAAUGGCGCGAUAACCCUGCCAGCGAUGCCACUGACGUUCCAUUCCAGGCCCUCGCGAGAGGUGACAAGAACGGGGUACUGAAGUUGAGGGGUAUCCCAACUUUCAGAGAUCCAUAUGCAAAGCGCCAGUGGAUUCGGGAGCAUAUGGCAGCCGCGUUCCGUUUCUUUGGAAAGCAGGGAUAUGGAGAAGGUGUAUCAGGCCAUAUUUCUGUCCGCGACCCUAUCCUGCCGGAGCACUUUUGGAUGAACCCCUUUGCGAUGCACUUCUCUCUCAUCAAGGCUUCAGAUUUGGUUUUGGUUGACGCACACGGUUGGGUUACAGAUGGCGGCAACCAAGCUAUGAUCAACGAGGCGGGAUUCAUGAUCCACUCUGAGGUUCAUCGUGCACGCCCAGAUGCUAUUGCAGUGGCCCAUGCCCAUAGCAUCUACGGGAAAACAUGGAGUGGAUUUGGCAAGCCGAUUGAGAUGCUCACGCAGGACGCAUGCAAUCUUUACGGAAAGGUCGGCGUGUAUGAAGAGCACGGUGGCAUUGCUCUUGCUGAAGAAGAAGGUCGCGCUAUUGCAAAGGCCCUUGGAAAGCAUAACACAGCUGCUAUUUUGCAGAAUCAUGGAUCGAUUACAAUUGGUAAGACGGUUGAUGAGGCAGCGUUCCUAUUUUACAGCUUGGAGCAGGCCUGUCAAUCGCAGUUACUAGCCGAGGCAGCUGCCGCGAAUGGCGUUGACAAGAAGGUGAUUUCCAACGAGGUUGCUCAAUUCACUGCGGACUCGGUGCAAACUCCGAACAACUUCUACCUGGAAUUCCAGCCCGAGUUUGAUUUGAUCGUGGCUGAGUCGGGAGGAAAUGUCCUCCAGUAG